Molecule: messenger RNA, 1956 nt
Organism: Andrographis paniculata
Lineage: Eukaryota; Viridiplantae; Streptophyta; Magnoliopsida; Lamiales; Acanthaceae
Product: glutaredoxin-C9-like
Exons: 1
Coding region: 1401-1793 (130 amino acids)
Source: RefSeq, a predicted model, not a curated record
AUUUAUUGGGCUCUAGAGGUAGAUAGGGCGCCGGGCCCAUUAAAGAAUAGGGUUAUAGUUACUAUCAGUCCAUUGUAAAUUAGGGAUUGGACAGAGGAGAGGGGGAGGGCGAGCAGUGAUAGAGACGGCGAUGGUGUCAGGGAUGUCGUCAAUAAGGACGAAAAGCAUUGAAGGAGAAAUGGCGUGAGCGUCGAGCGACGGCGGGUAUGGCGUUGGGUUGUCGGGUUGUCGCGUCGGUGUGAGGUUUUAGGCGUUGUUCACUCACUCACUCACGGCCAGGCCAGGCCAGAUAUAGCAAAAGCUUUUGUCUGUCUCCCGUGAUUCGCCUCCUUCUCGCCAUUAAUUCAGCCGCGAUUCAAUUAAUUAAUCUCUCUCUCUCUCUCUGGUCUGCUCUGCUCAAUAAUUCUGGAGCCGUACCAUUGGUUGAUGCUCAUGCUCGAUCACGCCGACUGUGAAAAAGCAAGUACCAUUCCCCAACUCAUCCUCAGUCUGUGAGCUUACCAACACUCUCUCUCUCUCUACAUUUGUAGUAUGCUGUGGCAAAUGUGUGUAUAUAUGUAUGUAUGUAUGUGCGUACAUAUUCUGCAUUCUCACGUAAUUCAAGUGAUGACUAUAACUGCAUAUUUUUUUCUGUUGUGAUAUUUUUGGCUGUACCUUUUCAGAUAUGAAUAAUGAUAUUAUUAUUAUUAUUAAUUAAAUAAAUGUGGUCCCUUCCCUUCCUGCUCUGGUAUUACUGUGAUUUUUAUGCAUAUUAUCACAAUACAAUUUCAAAACAUAUGAUUGAUUGAAUCAGUGGGGUUUGGCUGAAACAUGCAAAUGAAAAUUAGGGUUUGGUCAAAAACACAUGGAAAGUACAUGACUGUCCAGCAACAAAAUGUGAUCUUUGCCCAUCUCUUUCUCAUCGGUCAAACAUCAGAAAAUGUGAUGAUGAUAACCUCAAUCCCCAAAUUUUACCCUGUCCAAUCAAUAUUAAUUAGUUAAUUAACACUACACUCACAGUAGAGUAGAGUAGAGUGGAGUAGAGUAGAGUAUAGAGUAGAGUAGAUGAAUAUAUGUAUAGAAUUAUCCAGAAAGAAUUGGCGAUGAGUAGACAAAAAAAACAAAAAAGGCCGUACGUACAUAAGCAGAAAGUAUGAGAAAUCAAGGCCGCCGGACAUUGCCUGCCUCCCUACAGUACACCUACGCCCCCUACUGUACUAACCCUAUUUUUCUCUCUCUUAUUUCUCUCUCUCUCUCUCUCUAAAUAUCAUGCUAUAUAUUCAUUGCAAGCAAUCCCUUAUGCUCUCUUCGUUUUAUCAUCGGUCUGUUGAAUGAAUUUUUGGGCACGUUAUAUCAAGAACUAGUUAGCAGGCAGGCAGGCAACAUUUCCUUAAUUCCAUAUUUCAAGUGUACUUGCAAGAAUGCAGGUGGCGAAAGAGUUGCCGGCGCCGGCGCUGAAGAAUGCGGAGGCGGUGUACCAGAAGGUGAGCCUUUUGGUUUCCGGCAACGCGGUGGUGAUGUUCACCAUCAGCGGCUGCUGCAUGUGCCACGUCGUCAAGCAGCUGCUGCUCGGCCUCGGCGUCGGUCCGACCAUCGUCGAGCUCGACCGCGACGCUUCCGGCGGCGACAUCCACGCGCUCCUUUUCCACCUCUCCGGCGGAGGGGGAGUGGGAGGGCGGCGGAGCCGCCAGCCGGCGGUGCCUGCUGUGUUUGUGGGAGGAAAAUUUUUGGGAGGGAUUGAGGCGGUGAUGGCCUGCCAUAUCAACGGAACCCUAGUUCCUCUUCUCAAGGACGCCGGAGCUCUGUGGCUCUGAUCGCCGGGUGGCUUUUAUAUGAUAGGAAAUUAAUUAGUCCUUUGGUAUUAUUAUAUGUUAAUUUUUAUUUAAACAUGCAUAACAUAUAUAAUAUAUAUAUAUGUAUAUAAGAUUGUAGAAAUGUUAUUCUAUUUCUUAUUAAAUAUAUGAAUGGCUUAAUUAA